Monosiga brevicollis MX1 is the source of this 423-nucleotide messenger RNA. RefSeq lists its product as uncharacterized. The transcript is spliced from 4 exons. Gene Ontology annotation, biological process: riboflavin biosynthetic process; FMN biosynthetic process. Gene Ontology annotation, cellular component: mitochondrion. The record is from RefSeq and is a predicted model, not a curated record. The coding region runs from base 1 to 423 and encodes 140 amino acids. NCBI's taxonomy places the organism in Eukaryota, Choanoflagellata, Craspedida, Salpingoecidae. Gene Ontology annotation, molecular function: riboflavin kinase activity.
AUGAGCGAGUUUACAGCAGUCACGCUCGAGGGCGAGGUGGUCCGCGGCUUUGGCCGCGGCAGCAAGGAGCUUGGCAUUCCUACCGCUCGUCUGCAUCUUUGCUUUGUGUGGACAGCCAACUUUCCGGAGGACGUAGUGGAAUCUCUACCCACGAACAUGGAGCAGGGCAUUUACUACGGCUGGUCACAGGUGGGAUCCGGCCCCGUCUAUGCUGCGGUCAUGAGCGUCGGCUGGAACCCCUUUUAUAAGAACGAAAAGCGCUCCGCAGAAGUGCACAUCAUGAACAAGUUUGACAGCGACUUUUACGGCGAAACGAUGCGCAUGCUCGUGCUUGGUUAUAUUCGUCCCGAGCUCAAUUUCUCUUCCCUUGGUUCGUGCAUGUCUCUCACGUUCUCUCUAGCGUCUGCAUUCCUGAGUGGCUAG